This is a messenger RNA of Coturnix japonica (Japanese quail), 2414 nucleotides long. It is a transcript of the gene AOC1, whose product is annotated as amine oxidase copper containing 1. Gene Ontology annotation, molecular function: copper ion binding; diamine oxidase activity; primary methylamine oxidase activity. Gene Ontology annotation, biological process: amine metabolic process; response to antibiotic. The record is from RefSeq and is a predicted model, not a curated record. Lineage: Eukaryota; Metazoa; Chordata; Aves; Galliformes; Phasianidae. Gene Ontology annotation, cellular component: plasma membrane.
GCGGGACGGGGCUGGGAACGGGAAAGAGCGGUACCCACACGAGGCUGUGUCCUCAGGUGCCCAUCACGAUGCACCUGCUCUGCCUCACCUGGGUGCUGGCCACGCUGUGCCUGGUGGUGACCCACGCCGAGCCCACGGCCGCACAGCCAGACAAAGCCUCCAUCUUUGCCGACCUGACGCCUGCUGAGCUGCGUGCAGUGCGGGAUUUCCUGCGGGGCCGCCCGGAGUUGGGGCUGUCAGCACAACGCAGGGACACACUGGCACAGAACACAUUAUUCCUGGUGGAGCUGCUGCCCCCCAGCAAGCGGGCAGCCCUACGGUACCUGGAUGGGGACAGCCCCGCGCCCCGGCGCCAGGCACGCGCUGUCAUCUUCUUCGGGGCGCAGGCAGAGCCCAACGUCACCGAGUUUGUUGUUGGGCCCCUUCCACGGCCCCGCUCCUACCGCCCGCUUCACUUCAAGGGCGGCCGCACUGUGCCCUUUGCCGCGCGGCCCAUGAUGAUGCAGGAGUACGAGCUGUUGCACCGCGCACUGGUAGUGGCCACUGAGCCGCUGUACCGCCUGCUGCGAGACAACACCGGCUUCUGGUACCACAACUGCACCCAGCACUGCCUCACCUUCUCCGACAUCGCGCCCCGCGGGCUGGCGCCCGGUGAGCGCCGCACAUGGUUCAUCCUGCAGCGCUUCGUCGAGGGGUAUUUCCUGCACCCCGUGGGGCUGGAGCUGCUGCUGGACCACAGCGAUCCUGACCCACUCCGCUGGGCGGUGCAGAGCGUCUGGUACAACGGACAGUACUUCUCCAGCCCACAGGAGUUGGCCAAGCACUACGAAUGUGGCACGCUGGCGGUGGCACAGCUGCCCGACCCUGCGGCCCCGCACCUCUUCUCCACAUACAUCCCACGUGGCCACUUCACCACCGGCACUGCCACCAACGUGCACGGGGCCAAAGUGUGCGAGCCGCAGGGCCGGCGCUACCGCCUGCAUGGCAACCUGCUGGAGUAUGGCGGCUGGAGCCUGGCCUUCCGCCUGCGCUCCUCCGCCGGCCUGCAGCUCUUUGACGUGCGCUUCAACGGUGACCGCAUCGCCUACGAGGUGAGCGUGCAGGAGGCCAUCGCCUUCUAUGGUGGAGACACACCGGCCGCCAUGCAGACCAAGUACAUGGAUGCUGGCUGGGGCAUGGGCUCCGUCACCUACGAGCUGGCGCCCGGCAUUGACUGCCCCGAGGUGUCCACCUUCCUGGAUGUGCACCAUCUGUAUGACAGUGAGGGACCGCGGCGCUUCCGCCGUGCACUCUGCAUCUUCGAGCUGCCCACUGGCGUCCCGCUGCGACGGCACUUCGACAGCGACUUCCGUGGGGGGUUCCAUUUCUACGCGGGGCUGGAGGGGCACGCACUGGUGCUGCGCACCACCUCCACCGUCUACAACUACGACUACAUCUGGGAUGUGCUGCUGUACCCCAACGGCGUGCUGGAGGCCAAGGUGCACGCCACUGGCUACAUCCAUGCCACCUUCUACACGCCAGGGGGACGCCGCUAUGGCAGCCGCGUGCACAGCCACGUGCUGGGCAACAUGCACACGCACCUGGUGCACUACAAGGUGGAUCUGGAUGUCGCAGGCACCAGCAACAGCUUUGAGACAAUGGACAUCAGUUUUGAGAACAUCUCCAACCCGUGGAGCCCCGGUGCGCGUAUUGUGCAGCCCUGGUUGCGCCGGCAGCCGCGCCGCACGGAACGCCAGGCCGCCCUCCCGCUGGACGCACCGCUGCCCCGCUAUCUGCUCUUCUCCAACCCGCGCCAGCGCAACCGCUGGGGCCACAUGCGCAGCUACCGCAUCCAGCACCACUCACACGCCGGGCGCGUGCUGCCUCGAGGCUGGAAGGAGGAGAAGGGCAUUGCAUGGAGCAGGUACCACCUGGCUGUGACGCGGCACCGCGAGAGUGAGGCAUCCAGCAGCAGCCUCUACAACCAGAACAACCCCUGGGAGCCCGCUGUGAACUUCGAGAGCUUCAUUCGCAAUGACGAGAACAUCGAGGACCAGGACCUGGUGGCCUGGGUGACGGUGGGCUUCCUGCAUGUCCCACACGCUGAGGACAUCCCCAACACGGCCACCCCCGGCAACAGCGUCGGCUUCUUCCUGCGCCCCUUCAAUUUCUUCGAUGAGGACCCCUCGGUGGCGUCACAAGGUGCCGUCAUCGUGCGCCCGCAGGACCCCAACUUCACACGCCUGGAGGUGCAGCGUUGGACCCCUGACAGCGCCGGGCCCUGCGUGGCACCAGAGCCCUUCUCCUACAAUGGCACCUACUGGCCAGUGUGAGCACCACGGAGGGGCUCAGGUAAUGCCCCCUGUGUCAUCCUCUGAUCUGUGGGGCCGCGUGCACAGGGCUUCCAGUGCUGCAAUAUUUCAUGGUGCCAAUCA